AUGAUGGAUCCGCCGCCGCCCACGUCGGAGGAGAAGAAAGACCACUCGCUGUCCCUGGAGAUCUCCCUCCCCUCGCCUCCCCCGGCCCGGCGGGGUCCCGCCGGCGCCGCCAUCCACUUCAGUCGCCUCCUCCCCAACGGCCCCCCCGCCAACGCGGUCCUCUCCACCUGGCUCGAGGUUCGCCUCUUCUACGUCCGCAUCACCCCCUGCGCUGCCGACGCCGUGCCCCCCCGCCUCACCCUCUCCCACCUCCGCCGCGAGAUGGGCGCUGCGCUCGAGAUCAACGGAGCCCGCGUCCCCAACUCCGAUCCUACCUCCCUCCCCCUCCGCCGCGAUCGCCUCGACCGCGACGCCGCGGAGGUCACCUACGUUAGCACCGAGGGCGUCCGCCUCACCGGGGCCGUCGAUUUCGAGGUUUGCGAUGAUUGGGGCAAUUUGAUCCUCUGUGGUUCUUUGGAGAGGGUGGAGGCUCCGUGGAGCAAUGGGGUAAUUGGAUUCGACAACCAUUCAGGGUCGUGUGAUAAGGAUCCAAAGACCGGGUGGAGCAUGGAUUGCUAUUCUGUCGCAUCGAUUUCUUCCUCUGCGUUCAUGCAACCCAAGCUUGGGAUCUCGUCGCCGUCCAUCGAGGUCUAUGUGGCCGGGUGCUAUGCAGGGGUUCCUUUGAUACUCACACAGACCGUUCAGCUCAGCCCGAGGCGGAAGGCCGUGAGGCCGGGAGCGCUGGAUGCGAUACCGGAGGGUGAAGAGACUGCUGGGAGGGAGCAGGGAAGCAAUGAAGGCUUGAUCCACGGCAGAACGCCAUCAUCUGUUACAGAAGAGAUUGAUGAAUAUGAUCCAAAUAUGAAGGUUGGUCAUAGCUACUACCCUGAAGGUUGGUACUCGGAUGAUGAUGGCCAAUUAACAUGGUUCAAUGCUGGUGUUAGAGUUGGUGUUGGGAUAGGAUUGGGAAUGUGUAUUGGGAUAGGAAUUGGUGUUGGACUCCUCAUGCGAUCAUACCAGGCAACUACCAGAAACUUCAGGAGGCGAUUCUUCUAACUUCAACCAGAAUGCAUGACUUUGCUUUUACAACCAAUUCUCCUUGCCAUGAUGCUCCUAGAAAAUUUUGACCACAUAAGAAGCUUCUUUGAUGCCUCCUGUGCCCCCGGCACAAGGUUCGGCACCAAUUGUAUAGUUCAUGGUUUGUUGAUCAGUUGGGUUUUCUGUAAAUGCUCUGCAGUAGAGCUGUUCUGUGUAUCAUUUGUGUCUGCUUGCACUUUGCUUCUGAAUGAGAUCGUUUUUGUGGACAGAUAACUUGUCUGACCAGACCAAACAAGACUGCACUUUGUGGGUUUUAGAACAGAAGAUUUUUUCUGUUAUCUUCCUGUUAGUUCUGAGAAACUUUAGAGAGUUGAAUUCAACAAUGGACAAGGUGACUUAUUUA
This is a messenger RNA of Elaeis guineensis (African oil palm), 1420 nucleotides long. RefSeq lists its product as uncharacterized. The record is from RefSeq and is a predicted model, not a curated record. Lineage: Eukaryota; Viridiplantae; Streptophyta; Magnoliopsida; Arecales; Arecaceae.